UAAAACGAUGAGUUUUCUUAUAAAGGCUGCAAAUAACACAUUCAGAUGUUCGCUGUGGCAGUCCCGAGGCAUUUCAACAACUGCGCCGUUGUUAUUAAAAGAAAUUCAGGAGAAGCGUGAGGAUAAUGCAGUGGUCUACGAGGGAGUAAACGUGGUGUCACCACGGGCAGAGACUAUGCUGCAGUCCGCCUGUGACAAGAGAUUCUGUCCAGAGUGCUCUCUGGGUCUGGAUAUAAAACACACCGAUGUUCUCAUAUUAUCACAAUAUGUCAGAUCUGAUGGAUGCAUGUUGCCUAGACGUAUAACAGGAUUGUGCCACAGGCAGCAGAAGAAGAUUGGAACGCUGGUAACUAUGUGCCAAAAGGCCGGUUUGAUGCCCAAUCUUAAUCCUGCAUGGAGCAAAAAAGAUCCGAAAAAGCGUUUUGGCUGGCGCAAAUUCAACAAGUACUUCUUGGAGUCAACGAUAAAAUAUUAAUGCUGGCUAUAGAAAUAAAUAAUUUGUACAUUUUA
Drosophila busckii is the source of this 510-nucleotide messenger RNA. It is a transcript of the gene mRpS18A, whose product is annotated as 28S ribosomal protein S18a, mitochondrial. Gene Ontology annotation, biological process: mitochondrial translation. The transcript is spliced from 2 exons. Bases 8 to 475 code for a protein of 155 amino acids. NCBI's taxonomy places the organism in Eukaryota, Metazoa, Arthropoda, Insecta, Diptera, Drosophilidae. Gene Ontology annotation, molecular function: small ribosomal subunit rRNA binding; structural constituent of ribosome. Gene Ontology annotation, cellular component: ribosome; mitochondrial small ribosomal subunit. The record is from RefSeq and is a predicted model, not a curated record.